This is a messenger RNA of Symbiodinium pilosum, 448 nucleotides long. The record is from the annotation of a GenBank genome assembly. Lineage: Eukaryota; Dinophyceae; Suessiales; Symbiodiniaceae.
GAUUCCCUUCGUCCGGGUCAUGGCUGAUGGCACACCCAUGAGGGUACUUCUGCGGGACGCUUCUUGGCCGGCCCGUCUGCCUACGUCUUUGUUCCUUAUUGGGAAAGAUGCGCUGCUGCUAGUUUUCGAUCUGACCAACCCGCUGUCUUUGCAGGCAGUCCCCAGGUGGAUUCAGAGCGAUGCCGCGCAGGCCCUGCCAGCGAAGCUUCUGAUCGGCAACAAGGCCGACAUGCAGGCUCAGCGCAAAGUUUCGCGUGCCGAAGCCGAGAAUUACGCCAUGGCGAAUGGUUUGGCUUACUUCGAAACCUCUGCCGAAGAUGGAACUGGUGUCGAUGCAGCCAUGGACUACGCAAUUUUCCAUGCUCUUUCAAAGCUGAAGAGCCUCCCAUCGGACCUGACUCCCCCUGCGGAGUCCGCUGAUGAGUUCCCCAGAUGCCAUGUACAGUGA